Molecule: messenger RNA, 2176 nt
Organism: Olea europaea var. sylvestris
Lineage: Eukaryota; Viridiplantae; Streptophyta; Magnoliopsida; Lamiales; Oleaceae
Exons: 5
Coding region: 367-1734 (455 amino acids)
Source: RefSeq, a predicted model, not a curated record
ACUAAAUCAACUCAAUUGAAAUGUCUAUUAUUGCCAUGGAUUUUUCACGCGUUACAAUUUAUUGAAAAUCCCUUCACUCUAAUUUCAGAUAGGGAAAAAUAUAAGAAGAAGAAGAAGAAGAAGAAGAGGAGGAGGAAGACAAAUAAAUAAAUAAAUAAAUAAAUACUUUUGCAACUUUUCUUUCUCCUUGCAUUCUACCGUCUCCCUCCCCUCCCCCGCCUUUCUCCGCCCACUCCACGGCCAUCCAGUCCCGUCCAUAACUUGCCUAAAAAGCUAUUUUUAGUAAAAGGAGAUAUGAAUUCAUAUUAAUUUUGUUCGACGCCUCUUGUGCUUCCACUCUCAUUCACUGCUUAAGCCAGUUAGAGAAUGAAGUUUACGCAUAUACACGCACUCGUGUACUUGAGACCCAUGUUGAUUUAUUUUCAUUUUAUCAUGUAUGCGUUUACCAUAAUGUCGCAACGAAUCUUCUGUUUUGGGGAAAAUGAAAGUUUGAAUUUUUGGGGGAAAAGGAUGGGAAGAAAACAAGGUGACAAGGGGAAGAAAAAUGGUAAAGCUCCUUUGUGCAAGGAUGAAGACAUUAAGGCUGGGCAUUUAAAUUCAAUUUUUGGUAAAUAUUCGGAGGCAGAAAUGUUAUCCCAGCUAAAUAUACUUGCUCUGGAUCCUUGUAAGCAAAAAAUUUCGCUGGACAAAAUUCAGCCCCUGUGUGAUCAGAUUCUUAGGCUGCGAAAAGUUAUGGUACCUACAAAUUCUGAAAUUCCUUGGAGAAAGCGAAAACUGCAGGAAUUUCUUAAAGAUGAGCUGAGAACAACUCCUGGAAAUGUGGUACCUAAACAAAAUGGCAUGAAACUGAGUAGAUGGCAGUCACCUCAUGCCUCUUCUGUUCCAUGCUUGCUCAGUUCAGUUCACCCUACUGAGACUUUUGACAAGAAAAUUCAUCCAUUGACUCCCGAAAACCAGACUCCCAAUGAGGCAACAUCACUGAAUCUUUACGUUGCAACUCACAUUUCAGACUCAGUGACAUUGGACAAGCCAGAUAAGAAGAAACUUCAACCACCUUUCAAAUCUUUCAGGUUACCGAGCUUCAUUUGUGAUCAUCUUCAAAAAAAAGUUGUUCCAGUUGGGCCUCGAUUCCAGGCUGAUGUUCAUGAGUGGAAUGGACAGGUGGAGAAGAGCCUUCUUAUUGGUGUAUUUAAGAAUGACUUUCGGAAUUCAAGGUGGUUGGGCACCAAAGUUUGGCCCAUCGAAGUUGGAACUGUGUUAACCAGAGGGAGAAUGAAUGAAAAAGGGAGACCUGCCCCUUGUAGAUGUGUCACACCAAGAUCUGUUGACUGCAUAAGACGCCACAUUCUUGAGAGGAGGCAACUUCUUCAACGAGAUCUUGGACCUGCUUUCUUUCAAUGGAAGUUCAAUGAGAUGGGUGAACAAGUUUCAAAAUUGUGGACAUCAAAGGAACGGCAAAGAUUCAAAUCAUUGGUGAAAAUGAAACCACAAUCAAAUGGAAAGAACUUUUUGAGACAGGCUUCUAAGUAUUUUCCAACCAAGUCCAAAGAAACCAUCAUCAGUUACUAUUUUAAUGUAAUUAUUCUGCAGUGCUUGAGCAUACAGACAAGGUCACCCCUAGAACAAGUUGAUUCUGAUGAUGACGAGGUGGUGGACAUCAAUUCCAUGGGCUUGCAAAAGCAAUGUAAAGGGAAGAAAGCCAUCAAGACUCGAUAUUUGCGUGUGGCUUCUUAGUCAUUAAGGAAAUGCAUCAGCAUCUCAGUUCGAUCGAGUCCAUUGUGUCUAGAUAAGGUGGACGAUUUGGCACAUUGAGUUGCUUUUUCUCUCAAGUUUUCUUCCAAACAUCGUCUACCUUGGUUAGUCCUCACAACAAUCCCUGCUAAAGAACGUGCAUCGGAUUUUUUUAACGGUUCUGAAAGCAAUCGUGAGAAAGAAUUGAUGAUUUUGUUUUCUGCUUCUCAUUGUAAUAGCCAUACAUACUAUUGAUCGUAUGCACCCAACAAAGUUGAUAGAUUUAUGUUCUCGUCGAUUAUGUGUAUAAUUCUUAUUCCGACAGUUUACAUGUCUAUACAAGACCAUGAAACAUGGUGGAAUUAGGACGUUAUAUUGGCUUGUAACAUUACUUGGAAAUGAAACUGAACCCAGAUUGCUUGAAAAUUGAUUUUUUUACUGUCUA